This is a messenger RNA of Echinops telfairi (small Madagascar hedgehog), 1439 nucleotides long. RefSeq names its product shisa like 1 (gene SHISAL1). Bases 16 to 585 code for a protein of 189 amino acids. Lineage: Eukaryota; Metazoa; Chordata; Mammalia; Afrosoricida; Tenrecidae. The transcript is spliced from 4 exons. The record is from RefSeq and is a predicted model, not a curated record.
GAUGCCAGCCAGAGGAUGACCAGCUGUGGCCGGCGGUCCCUGCACGCGCUCAUUGUCCUCGUCCCGCUGCUGUUUACUCCAGUCUUGUCCGCGCAUUUCCGGGUCUGUGAGCCCUACACCGACCACAAGGGCCGCUACCACUUCGGCUUCCACUGCCCCCGCCUCUCAGACAACAAGACCUUUGUCCUCUGCUGCCACCACAACAACACGGUCUUCAAGUACUGCUGCAACGAGACGGAGUUCCAGGCGGUGAUGCAGGCCAACCUCACGGCCACCUCCGAGGGCUACAUGCAUAACAACUACACGGCCCUGCUGGGCGUGUGGGUGUACGGCUUCUUCGUGUUGAUGCUGCUGCUCCUGGACCUCCUCUAUUUCUCGGCCAUGAACUACGACAUAUGCAAGGUCUACCUGGUACGCUGGGGUCUCGACGGACGCUGGAUGAAGCAGGACCCCCGGAGGCCGGCGGGGGGCGGGCAGCCCCAGCCUCCCCCGGGCCCCCUGCCACAGGCCCCCCAGGCCGUGCACACGCUUCGGGAGGACGGCCCCAGCCCACCACGGAUGACCUUCCAGAGCUCGUCUGCCUGAAUUCCUUUGUGCUGUGCCUCAGGAUGGGGAGGUGAGACCCAGAGCGCCCACGCAGCCUCCAAGGACGCCUCCUAACCAAGACGCAGAGCGAGCCAGGGCGGCAGCGGUGAUGGCAAAGGAGGUGGUGCUGCCCGAGCCCUCUACCCCCUUCCAUGGACUUCCACGAUUAGGAGAGAACUCAGGGGCAGAUCCUGGGGCGCAGGGAGGGGGUUCUGGGCCACCCGUCCACAAGCAAUAGUCCCACUUUGGGCCGGUGGCUGCUGACAGGCUGUAGUGGGCUCGGCUGGCCAACACAAAGUCCUCGGGUCGAUGGACGCCAACAGGAUGGGACCUGUGCAUCACAGCUGCGGCUCCAACAGCUCCCUGCCCCCCCUUCUCCAGCGGAGGCCCCUCAGGGCCUGCCCCUGUCAGAAGACCUACUCUGAGUUGAAUGUGCGUGUGUCUGCCGGUGUGGUUCGAGGUGUGCUUCAGGUUUGGUUGGUUUCUGUUGGGGUUCCCCCACUCCCACCCCGAGUUGUCCAGCAGGCAUGGGUCACCUCGUAGCUCGGCUGCACGCCGAGGGUCGGGCCCAGCCGGGGACAGGGGUCAUGGUCUUCGAGGCUGAGGGAUGAGGGCACGUCUCCUCUGAGUCUCAGUGGACACAAGGGGGCUGACAGCGCUAGGCAGGGUCAGGUGUCAUGGAGCACACCUGGCACACACCUCACCAUGGCACCUUCUUAGCUGGGUACAAUGAUGGGAGCAGCUCUGAGCAGGGACAGGGUGCCCAGGGCCACCCAACCAGGACUCUGCAGGGUCCCCCAGCACAAGUACCCUUGGGGUCUCCCCCCAGCUCACUCUGGCUCCAUUCCUGCUGC